Rhineura floridana is the source of this 2314-nucleotide messenger RNA. RefSeq names its product gap junction beta-2 protein-like. Bases 337 to 1020 code for a protein of 227 amino acids. Gene Ontology annotation, cellular component: connexin complex. NCBI's taxonomy places the organism in Eukaryota, Metazoa, Chordata, Lepidosauria, Squamata, Rhineuridae. The record is from RefSeq and is a predicted model, not a curated record. Gene Ontology annotation, biological process: cell communication. The transcript has 2 exons.
CAUGAGAGGAGAGGCGAAACGCGAGACCUUCCUAAAGAGACGCCUUUCUUUCACAGAGUCUCUUCCCGCCUCUUUUCUUCCCGCAGCGCCUGGCGAAGGCGUCGCUAAAGAGUCAUUACAGGUGAACAGGGAGGAAGGAGCUUACCGUAAAGCUGCCAAGGCGGCGACGAAGCUAGGUAGGCUGGGACCAGUCGCCCCGUCUCUGGACCGAGCCAAGAAGGUGAAACCGAGCCCAACGGAAGAAGCCUUCCCCGGGGUGCGCAGCUGGUUUGUGACAGCCAACAGGUUUCCUCGCCCGCGCGGAGCUGAGAAAGGCUGAAGAACAUACAAACAGCUAUGAACUGGGCAGCACUCCAGUCCAUCUUAGGAGGUGUAAACAAACACUCAACGGGUAUUGGGAAAAUAUGGCUCACUGUCCUCUUUAUCUUCCGUGUCAUGAUUCUUGUGGUUGCUGCGGAAAACGUCUGGGGAGAUGAGCAGCAAGAUUUUACUUGUAACACUCUACAACCUGGAUGUAAAAAUGUCUGCUAUGAUGAAUAUUUCCCAGUUUCUCACAUUAGACUUUGGGCUCUCCAACUUAUCUUUGUCUCCACUCCCGCACUUUUGGUGGCGAUGCAUGUUGCCUACAGAAGGAAUGAGAAGAAACGGAAAUACCGACAUGGAGAGAAAAUCGACAUUGAAAAGCUGAAAAGCCAAAAGGUUCACAUCGAGGGGCCCCUAUGGUGGACAUACACCAGCAGCCUCUUCUUCCGAAUUAUCUUUGAAGCUACCUUCAUGUACAUAUUUUAUUACAUGUACGGAGGGUACAAUAUGCCUGUUGUAGUGAAAUGUACUGAUUUUCCUUGCCCAAAUACAGUAGACUGUUUUAUUUCUCGACCCACUGAGAAAACUGUAUUUACUAUUUUCAUGCUGGCUGUGUCAGGCGUAUGUAUGCUCUUAAAUGUACUUGAGUUAUCUUAUUUGAUGCUAAAGUCUUGCACAAGGAAGCCUAAAAAUGUAAAAUCACUGCCCAGUCAUUAGUUGUUUAUAUGCUAUGUACCUAAUUUUCUAAUUUAUGCAUUAGUUAUGGGAAAUGGUCAGCAAUAUUUCCAGGCUUCCUGAAAAUUACUUGGUGCAGUUUCUUAAUGGCCAUUGUGUUCUGUUCAGCUGUUGCUCGAGAGUGGCCUUCCCCAACAUGAUGCCCUUCAGUUAUUUUGGACUAUAACUCCCAUCAGCCGCACUCAGCAAGGUCAGAGAAGAUGGGAGUGGUAGUCCAAACAUCUGGAGGACACCUAGUUGGGAAAGGCUGCUCUAGUAUUUGCAAUAAAGUGGGGCUUCAUGCUGCCAUCUGAAAUUACCCUAAGUUGAUUCUGCUGCUUUGAUUCACCUGUUUUUAAAGAAAAUAUAGAGUACUUGGCUUAAAAAUAAUUGCAGUCCAUCUUCCUAUGGAAUCCACCAUUCAGAAAUGCUACUGUCAGUGCAAGCUGAUGAUACUCAAGCACAUGUAUGAUUAAAUUUGUGCAAAGGCUAGUCUUUUGCAUAUAGGUCUGAUUUUUCAGGCUAUGGGAGGAAAGUGUACAGCCUUCAAACAUCAUGAAUAUUUAUCAGGUGUUUUAUUGCCAUAUUAUUACCUACAUUUCCUUGACUUCUUUAUCCCCUCAGCUAACUGGUUGGUUUUAACUAUGAUUUACAACCCUGGCUUGUUCAAAUAAACUAUGGUUUGAAGUUGGCAUGUUUGAACAAACCAUAGUUAAAACAGUUUGUCCCAGUCUGAACAUAAGGGGAAAAAAACAUGGUUUAGUUGAAAACAGUAGCAAAUGCUUCCAAUUUCUUCCUUGCAACUGCACCAGAGGAGGAGAACACAGGGGGAGUGCAGAAGUUCAAGGCUCAUUCAUUUCCAGGAGCAGAAGCAGUGUGCCCCCUCUGAAUAUCAUUUGUUGGGGAACAAUAAUGGGGCAGUGCUAUUGUGCUCUGCUCAUGUCCUAUUUGUGUGCUUCCCAUAGGUAUCUGGUUGGCCACUGAGGAAACAGGAUGCUAGACUAGAUAAACCUUUGAUCUCAUCCAGCAGAGUUCUUCUUAUAUGCUUUUACACAGCACCCAAAACCAUAGUUGAGUGUUACAUCCGAAAACAGCUAAUCAUUCCUAUUCUAGAAUAGAUUGUGGAAGACCUGGUUAGCUUUCAAAAUCUUUACAAGAGAGUUUACUGGGUCUUGAUGCUAUAAAAACUGUAUCUUCUAUGUUUAUUUCCCCUUGUUAAUGUGUAAAUGUCAUCAAAUUGUGGAGAAUAGUUUUGGUCUGCACAUAACCACAUGAAAUUGCAAAAAUAACCACUAUU